UGUUUAUUUUUGCACGCUUGAGCAAGAAAGAGGCAGGCGGUGCCAGCAGGGGCCGUUGCAAAAAGCGCUUCUUCUCCCUCCUUCCUCCAUGGCCGCCGUCGCCGUCGCCCGCGCCCUGCGGGAAGAGCUCUUCUGCCCGAUCUGCCUGGAUUACUUCGGCGAUCCGGUGAUCCUGAGCUGCGAGCACAACUUCUGCCGGGCGUGCAUCACCACCUACUGGAGCGGCCUGGGCGACAGCUUUUUCCCCUGCCCGCAGUGCAGGAAGAGGUCCCGCUCCGGGAAGCUUCGGCCCAACGCGCAGCUGGGCAAAGUGGCCGAGAGGGCCAAGGAGCUGGCCUCGCUCGCCGAGCUCCCCGGCACCUCUCGGGGCGCGCCUUCCCCGCCGCCGGCCAGCAGCAGCCCAGGAGCGGGGCUGGUGUGCCGGCAGCACCAGGAGCCGCUGAAGUUGUUCUGCCUGGCGGACGAGGGUCUCAUCUGCGUGGUCUGCGACAGAUCCAAAGAGCACCGAUCUCACGCGGUGGUCCCCGUGGACGAGGCAGCCAAGGACUACAAGGCCCAGUUUCAACACCACCUGGCCUUGUUGAAAAGCGAGAGGGACAGCAGGGAGGUCCUCGCAAUGAACCAAGGGAAAAGGCUAGAGAUGUUGCUGGGUCGUGCGGAAGCCGAGGGGCAGAGAACUGCCCACGUGUUCCAGCAGUUAAGGAAGACCCUUCAGGACAGGGAGAGCCAUGCCCUACAGGGGCUUUCGGAAGUGGCCAGCGAGGUGAAGAAAAUGCAGCGGGAGAACGAGAGCAAGAUCCUGCAGGGGGCGCCGCUUCUACGAGGGCUGAUAGUUGAGCUGGAACAAAUGUGUCAGCGGCCGGAUACUGAGCUCCUCAAGGAUGCUGGGAGCCUCUUGAAGAGGUGCAAAAACUGGAACUUUCCAAAAUGGUCACCUGUGUCCACCACUGAAUUGGAAGAGAGAAUUUUCCAUCUCUCUCGGAAGAAGACUGCCCUGUGGGAGCAUAUGACCGAGAUGAGAGAGAUCAUCACCUUGGAUCCCGAUUCAGCUCAUCCCAACCUGGCGAUUUCAGCUGACCGGAGGACUGUGAGCCGCAGGGAUGGCUUCCCAGCUUACCUCAACACUUCUAGAAGAUUCCACCCCUCCUUCUGUGUGCUGGGCUCUGAGGGAUUCUUGAGCGGCCGCCACCACUGGCUGGUAGAUGUGAAAGGCCGCUGCGGUUGGGCCCUCGGUGUAGCUCAGGAAUCUGUGGAAAGGAAGAGGCCCGUGGUACUUCAACCAGAACAUGGGGUUUGGGCUGUGGAGUUGGGGCCCUACCAGCUCCUUCCUGCAACGCCAGCAAUUGUGGCAGAGCCGGAGACCCCGACCCGCAGGAUUCUGGUUAGCUUGGACUAUGAGGCAGGGCGGGUGACCUUCUCCGACCCUUGUAGCUCAGAAACACUCUUCACUUUGAGGGCCUCCUUCACAGAGAAGCUUUACCCGUUCUUUUGGCUGUGGUCCCCUGACUCCUCUCUCACACUGUGUCCCUGAGGCAAAGUUGAAGGGUGGAAAGGAACGGGAGAUGCUGUCGCCUGAUCACCAUCUUCUUCCCUGGAACAUAGCUGCCAAGUCUCCCGUUUUCCCCGGGAAACCCCCGUUUUUACUUACCUUUUCCCGGUGGUCCCCCAUAUCAUUUCGUCUCCCGUUUUUCUCCGUUAUUUUCUCCUGCCGGCGGCCAUUUCCCCCCCCUGAUUUGCCCUUCUAUGGGCACAAAAAUUGGCCGCCGCCGGCUUCAAAAGUCGUAUCUAUGCAUGACCGGAAGUGCAUAGAUGCGACUUCCAGUGUCGGCGGCGGCCAUUUUGGUGCCCAUAGAUGGGCGGGCCGACCCCAGAAGUUGCGUUGACGCACUUCCGGUCAUGUGUAGAAGCUACUUUUGAAGCCGGCGGUGGCCAUUUUUUGUGCCCAUAGAAGGGCAAAGCAACACCGGAUGUUACGUCAAUGCAACUUCCGGUGUCACACGGCUGCCGGUCCCGGAUUCUGCAGUCCGGGACUUGGAAGUUAGCCCUGGAGUGAUGUGGGGGGAAAUAAAGAACAACUCGUACUGGUUCACCCACAAAACUAUUUUUGUUAACUCCCAAUAUACAAGGUCAUUCAAACAGAUUCCGGGUCUGUGAGUCCUGUUGGAGCCAAGUAGGACUCAGAAUCUGCCAUAGUCUGUAUCACGGGUUGGCAAAGGAUGAUGGGAGUUGAAGUCCAACAGAGGAUUGUGGGCCACACAUUCUAUAUACCCUUGAUCUAUAGGCAAUCGUGCAUUGCUAAACCCGGGUUUGCCAAUAAGGCAGAGUGCCCUGGAUAGACUGCUGCACAUAGGGUGGGGAGAUUUAGGACAUUCAGCACAUGGUACUCCGUCCCUUCAAAAAGUAUCGCUUUAUCUCUGCUGAAUCUACCUCAAAGGGUUGAAUAAAUGGAGAAUAAAAAUGCACACUGGCUUGAACUCUUGAGGUCAAGCGUGAUGGGAGUUGUACUCCAAUAACUCUGGGAGGGCACUUGCUUCAGAAGACGGACGGGAUCGAAAUGUAGUUGUACUUGACACGGUUUUGAAAUAUUUAUUCCUACCUGGCUGGAAAAGAGUUAAUCCACCUCCAGCCUGACUGACAUACUAUUCUGGUGGGGGCGGGACUGUUCCCAGUUUAAAAGGAGGGAGCAGCGGUUUUGUCAGUUGAGGAGAGGGAGUGGGUAGGUGUGAAGAAGAAAGCUGAGAGGUCAGGAUAGUGGGGAUCUAGAUGAGGUUCAGGAAGGCUCGAUGUUAAAUGUUUGACAGAGAUUAUCUACAACCGAAACAUAUCUUAUAAACACAUGAAACGUUAAAUAAACAACUAUGUUCUAAGGUUAAUAAAAUUCUUUUCUUUUGUGCCAAGAA
This is a messenger RNA of Zootoca vivipara (common lizard), 2900 nucleotides long. RefSeq names its product E3 ubiquitin-protein ligase TRIM7. Gene Ontology annotation, molecular function: zinc ion binding; protein binding. The record is from RefSeq and is a predicted model, not a curated record. NCBI's taxonomy places the organism in Eukaryota, Metazoa, Chordata, Lepidosauria, Squamata, Lacertidae.